Messenger RNA from Sesamum indicum (sesame), 462 nucleotides. The record is from RefSeq and is a predicted model, not a curated record. NCBI's taxonomy places the organism in Eukaryota, Viridiplantae, Streptophyta, Magnoliopsida, Lamiales, Pedaliaceae.
AUGACUUGUAAGAUUUUCCUUCUCCUGCUUCUUGGCGCUCUUUUUUGCACUUGUGGUGCAAGGAAGGGUUCUUUUGACGAAGAAAAGAACCUCGUUCACCGCCCUGGACUUGGUGGCAUUGGGGCGGGAGGAGGCGGAGGUGGAGGAUUUGGUGGUGGAGGCGGAGGGGGCUUGGGUGGAGGUUCUGGCGGGGGUGCUGGCUUCGGUGGAGGUGCGGGUGGGGGACUUGGAGGUGGAGGAGGAUUUGGAGGAGGAGGGGGUGGAGGUGCUGGUGGAGGAGUAGGGGGCGGCUCUGGUUUUGGUGGAGGAGCGGGAUUUGGAGGAGGAGCAGGGAGUGGUGGAGGACUUGGAGGAGGAGGUGGUGGAGGGUUUGGAGGCGGUGGCGGAGGUGGUGCUGGUGCUGGUGGCGGCUUUGGAGGUGGAUUUGGUGGAGGAGCAGGAGGUGGUGGGGGGUUGCCCUGA